AUGAGCUACAGUCUGCCCUGUUCUCCGGGAACUUCUCCCACAUAUUCCAGAGGACUGAUGUCGUACAGGUCCAGAUGCGCCAGUGUAUCCGGUGUCGGUGUCGUUGCCAUUGAUAACAAGAUUGAGCAAGCUAUGGACCUGGUAAAGAAUCACCUCAUGUACGCUGUCCGUGAAGAAGUGGAGGUUUUGAAGGAGCAGAUAAAGGAGUUGUACGAGAGGAACUCUGUGCUGGAGCGAGAGAAUGCAGUGCUCAAGUCUCUGGCCAACUCUGAGCAGUUGAAUAAAGUGUCCAAUCAGUUGACUCAAGUCAACAGCAUCUCUCUACAACAGCUACCGCAACACUCAAAUAAUGGCGCACCUCACCAGCCCAAAAUCACCUCGGCAUGA
Messenger RNA from Knipowitschia caucasica, 387 nucleotides. The record is from the annotation of a GenBank genome assembly. NCBI's taxonomy places the organism in Eukaryota, Metazoa, Chordata, Actinopteri, Gobiiformes, Gobiidae.